Molecule: messenger RNA, 6189 nt
Organism: Zea mays
Lineage: Eukaryota; Viridiplantae; Streptophyta; Magnoliopsida; Poales; Poaceae
Product: 1-phosphatidylinositol-3-phosphate 5-kinase FAB1B
Exons: 11
Coding region: 463-5853 (1796 amino acids)
Biological process (GO): phosphatidylinositol phosphate biosynthetic process
Cellular component (GO): endosome membrane
Molecular function (GO): ATP binding; metal ion binding; 1-phosphatidylinositol-3-phosphate 5-kinase activity
Source: RefSeq, a predicted model, not a curated record
GAAAAAAAUGGAAAACGCGUCAGUUAUCAAUCUCCUCUCUCCCUUUCUAUCUCCGUCCCCGUGAACCCGCACCCUCCAGCCUCCCGUGCUCCACUGGCGCCCUUCUGGAACCCUCAGCCCUCCUAAUCUCAGCCGAAGUUAUUAACCUCUUUUUUUCUUAUAUAGGCCAAAUUAGUUCCCCUCCCGCGAUUCCAAGGCUUUGCUCUUCGAUCUCAGCCGCGCCGUGUUCUUCGCGGCGAGUUCGGAGCGUUGGUGCCCAAUCCGUCGAGGUUGUGAGUUGCUUCCGCUGCUGCUACUGCCGCCGCCACCGCUGGUGUUAGUGAUCUGAUCUGGUGGGCGGAUUGCGGCGCGGAGGUGGAAUUGUUUUGGCUCUGGGGAAAGCUAGCUAUGCGGAUUGAGGCGUCGCCGGAUUGAGCAUGAGGGGCGGGGCUGCUGGCGGUGGCGGUGGUAAGCGUGGCGCGGAUGAUGGGAUCGCCGGAUGGGCGGCUCGUGGAGUUGUUCGGUGCGGUGAAGUCGUGGAUGCCGCGGCGGGGCGACCACUCUCCGCCGCCCGCGUUGCAGUCGGACGCGGCGGCUGGGCAGCCGCUGCCGCAUGACUUGUCGAGGGACUUCUGGAUGCCGGACCAGAGCUGCCGCGUGUGUUACGACUGCGACGCGCAGUUCACCAUUCUGAAUCGGCGCCACCAUUGCCGGCACUGCGGCCGUGUGUUCUGCGCCCGGUGCACGGCUAACUCUGUGCCCCGCUCGCCGGGGGACGCCGCGAGGGAGGACGGCGAGAGGAUUAGGGUCUGCAAUUACUGCUUUAAGCGCUGGAUGGAGGAGGAACCCGCAGCGCGGGGGGCCGCUGCAGGGCAACAGCCGUCUAGCCCGUCUCUGUCUGCCGCUAGUGUUUGCAGUGACAAGUCCAGCUUCACUGGGACGAAUGGGCAAAUGUCGUCUUAUGCGAAUAUUAGCUACUCCGAAUUUCCGGUCCAUGGAGAGGGCAACUGCGGCGAGGAUGACGGCUAUCGUGAGGAGCAGCAGCCUGCUAUGGACCCCGCUCCAACCAUGGAGCCUGCAGCUUACGCUGAUAACUCGUCUGAUCGAUUCAACUUUUGCUUGCAGAGGAGUGACGACGAAGAUGAUGAUUACACAGUUUUCCGUUCAGAUUUGGAAGAGCAGCACAUGCAAAAUUCUGAUAAAUAUUAUGGACCUAUGUAUUUUGAUGGACAUCAUGUUAGCUGUAGUGAUGACGCAAAAGAAUCUACAUCCCCAAGGAAAAAAUUGACAACCCUAGUUGAUUCUUUGGGAGCAGAUAAGAAUGAAGAUCAUAACGUUGAUGAGUGCUGUAAUGCUCGGUCUUCUUCCAUGUAUAGCAUGGAAGUGCUAGAUAAUGAGCCCGUAGACUUUGAAAACAAUAGCUUACUUUGGGUAGCUCCAGAACCCGAGGACGGAGAGGAUGAUCACGAUGGUGAACAUGAUGAUGAUGAGGGGGUGGAUGCUACAGGAGAGUGGGGAUAUCUACGCACAAACAGCUUUGGCAGUGGGCACUGUCGAAGUAGAGAUAAGUCAGCUGAGGAACACAAGAAAGCCAUGAAAGACAUAGUUGAUGGCCACUUUCGGGCGUUAGUUUCUCAACUUCUUCAGGCUGAAAAGGUACCAUUAGUUGAUGGGAGUGGCAAAGAAAGUUGGCUAGAUAUAGUUACUUCUCUGUCUUGGGAAGCUGCAUCUCUUUUGAAGCCAGAUACCACCAGCAAAGGCGGUCAGAUGGACCCUGGUGGCUAUGUUAAGGUGAAAUGCUUAGCUUGUGGUCACCCAAGUGAAAGUUUCGUUGUAAAAGGAGUUGUUUGUAAGAAGAAUGUUGCUCACCGGCGUAUGUCAUCAAAAAAGGAAAAGCCUCCAAUCUUGAUUCUUGGUGGUGCACUCGAAUAUCAGCGUGUAUCAAAUUUGCUUUCAAGUUUUGAUACUUUACUGCAGCAGGAAACAGAUUAUUUGAAAAUGGCUGUUGCGAAGAUCAAAGCACACCAACCAAGUGUUGUAUUGGUAGAGAAAUCUGUGUCUCGUUAUGCUCAGGAUUUAUUUCUAGAGAAAAAUAUCUCCCUUGUUCUGAAUAUCAAAAGGCCACUGCUGGAAAGGAUAUCACGUUGCACUGGUGCUCAUAUAGUUCCCUCAAUUGAUUGUUUGUCAUCCGAGAAGCUUGGACGCUGUGAUUUAUUCCAUGUAGAGAAGUAUGUUGAAGAGCAUGGAACCGCUGGGGAAGGUGGGAAGAAAAUGCUGAAGAACCUCAUGUUUUUUGAAGGCUGUCCCAAACCGUUCGGUUGUACAAUCUUGCUUAAAGGUGCUAAUGGUGAUGAGCUAAAAAAGGUGAAGCAUGUUUUGCAAUAUGGAGUAUUUGCAGCCUACCAUUUGGCACUUGAAACAUCAUUCCUUGUGGAUGAAGGUGCAACUCUUCCAGAACUCCCUUUGAAGUCGCCAAUUAUUGUAGCUUUUCCAGACAAACCUUCCAGUGCUGAUAGAUCUAUCUCGACAAUACCUAUCAUACCAAUCCCUAGUGCUUCACCGCCAAACAGUUGCCUGCAAGCAUUUGGCUUGCAAAAUGAUGAUCUGACAUUUGAUGGCACUAAACGAAUGGAACAAACAGCAUUGGGAGUUCCUUAUGAACAAACAGCAUCUGUUCAGAUCAAUAGCCAAAAUGGACAUAUUACCGGUUUUCUGGAUAUGGUCCCUCAAUCAUCUGUUGGUCCCUUGUUUCAGCAGUCGGACAUUCACUGUCCUGAUGGUACUGGAGGUGUGAACAGAAAAAUGAAUUUACAAGGCAGCCUACCUGGAACCACUAGAAAUGUGUUGGUUAAUGACUUUAGCCAUAGUGUAUCUACUGCUCAUCCGACAAAUUUGGUGUCAGCUAAGGGUGACGGUUCACUUGCCAAGAAUCCUGAGAUUGGUGACAAGAUAGCAGAUAAGCCGGCUGCCCCUCUCAACGUACAGAUUUCUCAUGACGAUGAGAGCAUAAAGAAUAAUUCAGUUGCAAAAACAGAUGAAAUUCCAGCAUCUCCAGCAGAAAAUCAGAGUAUAUUAGUUUCUUUAUCCUCUCGUUGCGUUUGGAAAGAGAGUCUGUGUGAGCGGCCACACCUUCUUCGCAUAAAAUAUUAUGGUAACUUUGACAGACCUUUAGGCAGGUUUUUGCGUGACCAGCUAUUUGAUCAGAGCAAGCUUUGCCAAUCUUGUGAGCUACCACCAGAGGCCCAUGUUUAUUGCUAUGUACAUCCCCAAGGCAGUUUAACAAUAUCAGUAAGGAAACUUUCAAUAAAGUUGCCUGGCAAUGGUGAAAAUGAUGGUAGAAUUUGGAUGUGGCAUAGAUGCUUACGCUGCCCUCGAGUCAAUGGGCUCCCUCCAGCAACUAAAAGAGUAGUGAUGUCUGAUGCUGCUUGGGGUUUGUCUUUUGGAAAAUUUUUGGAACUUAGUUUUUCAAACCAUGCGGCAGCAAGUAGGGUUGCCAGCUGUGGUCAUUCACUUCACAGGGAUUGCCUUCGCUUUUACGGCUUCGGUGAAAUGGUUGCUUGCUUCCGAUAUGCAUCAAUUAGAGUCCACUCUGUGUAUUUACCACCACCAAAACUUGAUUUUACUUCUGAGCAUCAGGAAUGGGUAGAAGAAGAAGCAAAAGAGGUGGAUGACUCAGCUGAACUUCUGUUCUCUGAAGUUCUGAACGCACUCCACAAAAUUUCAGGAGGAAGGCCAAUUACAGGUUCUUUUGAUGGCAACUUGAAGAUUCUUGAGUUGAGAAGAAAUAUUGGAGAACUGGAAGAGAUCCUGGUGGCAGAGAAGACUGACUUUAUGGAGUCAUUAAAGAAUCUACUGAAAACGGAUAUGAGAAAGGAACAGCCGUUCAUUGAUAUUCUUGAUGUCAACAAACUAAGGAGGCACUUAUUAUUUCUGUGUUACUUGUGGGAUCAACGGCUGAAAUUCAUUGCAAAUUCAGGUGGCAAGUACUGUGAUGCACUAGCUGGUUUACGGAUUGGGAGUGGGAAUUCUGAUUUUAAUGGUAAACCAGUUGGUGCAGCCCCAAAGCUAGAGAAGGGCUCAAAGGCUACAGUUCUUUCAAUUGCUAAGGAAGGGUCGUUACAACAGAGCUCUUGUCCAUCUCAUGGUGAAGAUGAGGGGUUCAACCAAGCCAAUGAAUAUAAUGAAAAUAUCUCAAGGAAUGCUGCAGAAUUGAGCGGCACUGAAGAUUCCAUUGCAAAAAUCAAUCAUGCUACCAGUGCAGAUGUUAAGGAUCGACUGGAUAACCAAGAAUCCAGAACUGGUGUACGCAGGGUUGUUUCUGAUGGACAAUUUCCAGUUGCUACUGACAUUCCAGACACAUUGGAUGCAAAAUGGAGAGGUCAGAAUGAACCUGCUCCUGAUUCAAACUUGGCAAAACCACCACUUUCAGUCGAAGACACAACAGUUGAUGUUAAAAGUCAAGCCAAGGCUGUGCAUACUUUUACUUUCACUGUUCGUUCUGGAGAUGCAGCAGAGGAAUUACUUAGAUGGAUUAAGAUGCCAUACAUGACAUCAAACAGUUCCUUAAACACAACUUCUAGUUCACCACUGAGAUUCACUUCCUUGGCAGAGUACAUUCCUAAAUACGUCGAGUUGUUUUGUGAUCUAUCACAGAAAGGUGGAGCAAGACUUUUCUUACCUACUGGAGCUAAUGACAUUGUUAUUCCUGUAUUUGAUGAUGAGCCAACAAGUGUUAUUUCGUACGCACUUGUUUCACCCAUGUACUGCUUCCAGUUGUCUGAUGACAGCAGCAAAAAUAGAGACAAGGAGUCUUCACUUCCAUUGCCUGUAUAUGAUUCAGGAAAUUUUAAUCCAUUUCAUUUGUUUGAGGAAUUUGGAUCCCACUACGAUGUUACUUCAUCAGUGUCUGGAGUUAGAGGAUCCUUUGCUCCUGAUCAGGUGCACUUGAGUGUUUCUUUUGAAGAUGGUGGGCCACUUGGGAAAGUCAAAUAUAAUGUCACAUGCUACUAUGCAAAAAAGUUUGAAGCACUAAGAAGGUCUUGCUGUCCAUCUGAGCUUGAUUUUUUUAGAUCCAUUAGUCGAUGUAAAAAAUGGGGAGCACAGGGUGGUAAAAGCAAUGUGUUUUUUGCAAAAUCUUUGGAUGAUAGAUUUAUAAUAAAACAAGUUACAAAGACAGAGCUUGAAUCAUUCCUUAAGUUUGGCACUGAAUAUUUUAAAUAUCUGUCAGAGUCCAUAAGCACUGGAAGCCCUACAUGCUUAGCAAAAAUUUUGGGGAUCUAUCAGGUUACUAGUAAGCAUGUAAAGGGUGGCAAGGAGUCAAAGAUGGAUUUGCUUGUGAUGGAAAAUCUUUUGUUUGGACGGAAUAUUACCAGGCUCUAUGAUCUAAAGGGAUCUUCAAGGUCAAGGUAUAAUGCAGAUUCAAAUGGUAGCAACAAGGUUCUUCUUGACCAGAACUUAAUUGAAGCAAUGCCAACUUCACCGAUUUUUGUUGGGAACAAGGCAAAGCGGCUACUGGAAAGAGCUGUUUGGAACGAUACAUCUUUCCUAGCUGGAAUCGAUGUGAUGGACUAUUCCUUGCUUGUGGGAGUCGACGAGGAGAAACAUGAACUGGUCUUAGGAAUUAUUGAUUUUAUGAGGCAGUAUACAUGGGACAAGCACCUUGAAACAUGGGUAAAAUCUUCUGGCAUUCUAGGUGGGCCGAAGAACGCUUCUCCAACUGUCAUUUCACCUAUGCAAUAUAAGAAGCGGUUCAGGAAAGCCAUGUCUGCUUAUUUUAUUGUCAUUCCUGAGCAAUGGAUGCCUGCAAUAAUCAAUCCAAGCAAAUCAUCAUCAAAUAUUUGCCAAGAAGAUUCUCAAAAUGGGUCUCAAGAGUGAUAUGAUGUUCGAUAAGUCCGGUUUUUUGUCCUGUCCUGUCGUGAAAAGUUCUGAACUGCUAGUCUGGCGCAAUGCCUUGGCUGCUACUGUUGCGUCAAAGUGAUAUUCUGGCUGACCGCAUUCUCUUGUGCUAAUUGGCACAGGUCCGAUUGCAUCAUUGAGUCCCUCAAGCAUCGGAUGUGUAUAUUCCCAAAGAUGUAAUUAUGCCCUAGUCGUAGUUUUCCCCCCUUCAAUAAAUCAGUUCCAUAGUAUCAUCACUUGUGUCGUCGUCGCUUAAUUUUUGUUGUAUGUAUAGAACUAGCAGGACGCUUGUUUUUGUGGUCGUUUUGUAUAUUA